Molecule: messenger RNA, 5922 nt
Organism: Pomacea canaliculata
Lineage: Eukaryota; Metazoa; Mollusca; Gastropoda; Architaenioglossa; Ampullariidae
Product: putative glycerol kinase 5
Exons: 16
Coding region: 247-1824 (525 amino acids)
Biological process (GO): glycerol-3-phosphate biosynthetic process; triglyceride metabolic process; glycerol metabolic process
Cellular component (GO): mitochondrion
Molecular function (GO): glycerol kinase activity
Source: RefSeq, a predicted model, not a curated record
GACCACGUGACCGGCUGUGGUGCGGACGUGCAUGGCGCCUGACAACUGCGCCGCCCGCCGGAACUAACCUUCAGUAACACUAGUGACUGCACGCGCUUGGCCACGACCCGCACAUUUUACACAGCUUCAGGCAGCUUAGAUGGAUGUGAUUCAGAUAAUCAGUUAACAGGAGGACAAAUUUGAGGUUUGCUAUGGAAGGAGAUUGUUCAUCAGAGGGAACUGCUGUUCCAAGUGCUGUUUCUCCAAAUGAAAGUGUUCCAAAAAAACGGCGAUGGGGAAGGGAUUACAAAUCCAAAGUAUGUUAUGGCACUGGAUGUUGGCACUUCAGUCCUUCGUUGUCACAUCUACGACAGCCAUGGAUUUAUCAUAGGAGCCAGCAGCAGGAAACUGGAGAUUGAACAUCCAAAGCCAGGCUGGUUUGAAAUUGACCCUUUCAAGCUGUUUGAUGAUUCUUGUGCUGUCGUGAAGAGCAGCUUAGCAGCUGCAGGCCUUCAGGCCAGUCAGGUUACCAGCAUGGGCAUAGCCACACAGCGCAACACCUUUGUGACAUGGGACAGGGAGACAGGGGAAGUCUAUCACAAGAUGAUCACCUGGCAGGAUCUGAGGGCAUCUGAAGCGGUUGCUUCAUGGAAUUCAUCUUAUACGCUGAAGGCUUUAAAUAAGAGUGCUAAACUUCUCCACUUCUUUACACGCCGUAACAGGCAUAAAGCUGCUAGCGUCCUUAAAUUCAUGUCCAAGCAGGUUACAAUGCGUUUACUGUGGGUGUUGACAAAUAUACCCAAUGUCAAACGGCGUGCAUUUGAGGGCAAUGUGAUGUUUGGAUGCAUUGAGACUUGGCUACUUUGGAAACUGUCUGGCAAGAAGUUGCAUGCUACAGAUUACUCAUGUGCCAGCACAACUGGCAUCUUUGAUCCUUACUCAAUGGAGUGGAGCCCUAUAGUCUGUGGUCUUGUGGACAUUCCCAUGUCUAUGUUACCAGAGAUCAGAGACACAAGUGGUGACUUCGGCACAACAGAACCUGACCUGUUUGGAGCACCCAUUCCAAUAAAGUCACUGGUGGCUGACCAGCAAGGGUCGAUGUUUGGUCAGUGCUGUUUUUAUGUGGGUGAUGUAAAGUGCACAAUGGGAACGGGAACAUUUAUAGAUAUGAACACUGGCAAGAUCCCACAUGCGUCCAUAGCUGGUCUUUAUCCCCUUGUGGGCUGGAGCAUUGGAGGAAAAGUAACCUAUCUGGCUGAGGGGCAUUCAGCCGAUACAGGAAACGUAAUGGGCUGGGCAAAUUCAAUAGGGCUCCUUGAUGAUGUGACGCAGAGCAGCAGUCUUGCAGCUUCUGUUCCAGACUCUGGUGGGGUGUGUUUUGUACCAGCAUACAGCGGUUUGCAAGCACCUGUGAAUGAUGACAAGGCAUGCACUUCUAUCUUUGGCCUAAAACUUGGUACAACUAAAGCUCACCUGGUGCGGGCUAUGCUGGAAUCCAUGGCCUUCAGAUUUAAGAUUCUCUAUGAAACCUUCAUCACCGAAACCAAGAUUCCACUCUCAUGCAUAUGUGCUGAUGGAGGUGUUUCCACCAACGACUUCCUCAUGCAACUUAUGGCAGAUGUCACCAACCAGUCAAUAGAAAGAUCAGCUGACUCAGACAUGACCAGCCGUGGGGCAGCAUUCUUGGCUGGACUAGCAUCUGAUGUAUGGAAAUCCCAGGAAGAGCUUAAGGCCAUGAGAAAGAUUGACAAAGUUUUUGAGCCUGCUGACACAUGGAGCAAGGUGCGCUCUUCUUUCUACCUGUGGGAGAGAGCAGUAUCUCGUUCACUGAACUGGUAUCGAUAAUAUUAGCUUUGUGGAGGUGUGUGUAGUCAGUGGUGGUGUUAAUUUAUUUUAUACAUUGGACAACUGUGUGUGAUUGUGACAAGAAUGUAAUAGUGUCUUUGUAUGUCUUGUAAAACUGUAAUCACAUGGGCCAUUUUUCACACCACUGUAAAAGUGGAUCUGCCCAUGUGGUUGAGCAGUCAUUCCAUAUCCUAAUUUUUAGGUCAUAAAAAUUUAGUAUUUUAAGACUAAUGAAUGUACAAGUUUACAUUAGGUUUCAGGACUAAGAAUUUUAAGCAGGAAUCUUUAUUUUGUAACCAGGCAGUGCACAGCGAGUUUUACACGUUUUAUUUCAGGCAGCAGAAGAUCAUAGGUUUUAACUCUAAGAUAAAAUAAAUGUAUGUGAUAGGAAACACAAACAGUUUAAAGAGUGUUCCUGUUUGUUAUUUUAUUUUUAUUAUCUCAAUCAAAAGCUAUCCCUGAACUUGAAAAUUCAAGUUCAGGAAUAGCUAGAAAUUGUGAUGUAUCUUUUUUCUGUCAACAGUUGUAAAGGUGUGAAAACAAUAACUUUUUCACUGUCAUGUAGGAUUUCAUGAUUUCUUAUCAUCAGUAACAUCAAGCUUUCUCAACAACAAGAACAGACCAACCCAUGAGUAAUCUUAAUUUCCAAGGCUUAAUUAAAAUAAUAAAAAGAAAACCAACUAGCAAUGAGGUAGUGAAAAUAGCAGCCACAUAGAAGAAAUCAAACAGCUAAUGAAAUAUCUGAACCACUUUGGCCAUGAAGAUCAUUGUUACAAGAGAUCAGUAGAUUGCUGUCAUUUGUCAGUUCUUUUUAUGAAACUGAUUUGCGGAUGGGGUGACUAAGAAUCACUUCGUAACAACGUCCAUUCAGGUCUAGAGUUUUUAGCAUGAAUAGCGAAGGGGCACAACUCACCUUCUACAAGCUUUGUUGACAAAUUUCCACUAUCACACAAUAAACUAAGGGGUAGUUAAGUGGGUGCGGGUAGAAACUUUAUCUAUUUACAGUGAAACCAUCCAGACUUUACAUUCUUUAAGGUGCAUAAAUUCUCUUUUUCUGUCCAAAGCAAAAUAGUUAAACACUAUAGAAAAAUCUGUAUGUUUAUUGCCUGACACUGAAGAGUAGCUACCACACUGACAUAGAACACUUAAGACAAAUAAUUAUGUUUAGCUUUCAUGAGUCAUAAACAUGUCAGCCCAAAGGUAGCAGAGCUGUACAAAACACCCAGAAACAAUCUGUGGUGGGGGACAAAACAAGCUUAACACACACGAAAUAGGUACUUCUAGUAUCACUAAGGACAUUAAAAAUUGCGGCCUCAAGGACAAUACCACAAAUUUCUUUCAUGAAAUGAUAAAGCUGUGCAUUCUAAGGAUAAAUACUUGCUUAGUGAAGGAGAUAGUCAUGAACUGACUGGUCUUCAAAAUCAAUUUUCAUUAAUCUGCUGGUGGUAGCCAAACAAACUUGAAAUGUGAGUUUUUCCAGAGCAGUUUUUCUAUUUCAUGUUCCACCGUUAAGUUAAUUAUCGCUGAAGCAAUGAAAGAUCUACUAGAAAUUGAAAACUUGCAUUUUUUCAUAACGUGCAUUUUGUUUUAGUUUACUUUUUUUUAUCACUUUAUGUAUCUGUAUGUGUCCUGAAUGAUUAAAUGGCACCCACAUAUAGGGAAAUUUGAAUUAUAGUAGAAUUUAAAUGCUUUAGAUAUCUUGAACAUGCAAUGUAUAUGUAUUUUCUGUCUCUUUAAGGCUUUGUGAAGAUCCUUUUUUUAAAGGAAAUUCACUUGCCUUAAAAACCUACUUUAUUUGCACAUAGUCAUAUUGUUUGCAACAUAACUGUAAAGUUUGGCAGCGUGUUUGAUAAUAAUCACAGAUUUUGGUACAGAUGUGAAAGGUGUGUGACAUUUUAGUCUCGGAAGUACCUACAGAUCUUGAGAACGAUUCAUAUUAUGAUUCAAUAAGCUGUGUGUGCUAAUUCUAAAAAACUUUUUCGAGGAUCUUUGCGACAGAAAAAAAGAAAUAUUGAUUACAAGAACCAUGAAGAAAGCAUGAUUACAUAUAUGCACUGACUGUAAUAUCAACACUGCUGAGUUCAGAAUAAUACAUGUUAAAAUAUUUUAUAUAUGAUCACACAUGGUUACUGCCUACAAUUUGUGAGAUUGUAUUCUAGAAAGCUCAACAAGAAAUGAUUAGUACAUUAUGAGCUAGCAGACAGGAGGAAGCAGCCAUCUGUUGUUACAAUUAUGUAACCAAGCUGUAGCAUCUCGUGCAGAAACCUAUUGCUGGUCAUCUGCUAAAGUUUAGGAAAGCAUUUGUUAUUUCUGACUUUUGAGUCCUGGUGACACAAGGGAUACUUAAGGAAUCAUGCUCAAGAGUAGAUUUAACUCAAUACGCAUGAGUUGACACAACUGAGCUGUGUCUAUGAAGGGUUCGCACACACAUUGGACAUUGGCCAGAUUGACAUUUGUGUGGCGCAGCAUACUUUUCCCAAUUGACUCAGACAUUGAGUACCUCUCUAGAAUGAGUUGGGGAAGGAAAUGCAAUGAGAGAGAGUGAAGAUAGCAACCCCAUUUACUAAAAAUACUGGCUUCUAUGACUGAAAGAUUAGACUAUCCUUAUCUAUUUUGAAAAGCCUAGUCUGUAUAGCAAGUUGUUCGUACAGUCAGAAAAUCAUCUAAAUACAAGCACUCAGGGCAUUAUAAAUACUAUGCAAUCCUGAGAAUUCUCUUUGAACUCAUUGUGGCCAUAUUAUUUAAAGCCACCUCUUUGUGACUUCUUCAGUAUUAUUUUGCACAUGUGAGAUAUAAAAGAUUUGUAGCACUACAGUGCAGAUGUUAUUAAAAUUGCUUGCAUGGUACUUUUUUGUAAUGUCAUACCAGGACAGAGAUAUGGGGAUGACUACUGAAGUUUUGAAUUAGUUUAGACACUACUUUUUUUUUUCAAUUUUUCCAUGUUGCUCCUUUUAUCACCCAACCUGUUUAUUAUUCAUUUUUCUAGGAAAUUUUUCAUAGAUCUACAAACUACUCACUAUCACUGUGCAAGGAAAAGAACUCUGGAUAAUGUUAUGUUGCCUUUGCAGACAUUUAUAUUGAUUAAAGUCACACUUCAUGUCAUAGAAAAUUGUGCCUUGACUAUAUCUUACCUAUAUCUUUGCCAUCAAAAUAUCUUGAUGUUCAUGGCAAUGGAACAAUUUUGCUUGCAGCCAGGAGAGAAAACUACAUCUCAUUGCUAGCAUCCUUGUUAAAGGACUAAAAAUACAGACAUUUACAUUUUCCAGUGGUUUGAAAUGGUUUUUUGUCGACCAUGUUUCUUCAGAUCCAGGAUAUUCAGUCCUGUGCAGUCUUGUAAAUUUUCAGAUAACCAAAAUGCCUUAGUCUUAAAACAGGUUGCCAUCAGCAAUAAACAAGUGACUCCCAGUUUCCAGUCUGUUAAAAUGUUUCCUUUUACAUGUUAAAAAAUGUUUUAUAUUUUUGUAUACACAUUAUACCAGAGUGCUUUACUAUUGUUACAGUCCAUUGUGAAAACAUUGUUGAUUUUGAUCUGUCCUGGUCAUAUUCCAUUUGUAAAUAUACAGAGAUUUUUACUCUAUGAUAUCGUUACAUCAUCAGUUUUAUCAUAAAAAAAGUAAAAUUUUGGCAACAGUACUGUCGCAGGCUCUUACUAAUAACACUGAUUACUUGUCCUUUCAUUGACAUAUUUUUUUCCUUUUUUGUUGGCUUGAAAAUAUAUUUUGGUACUAUACUAUAGACUUGAAUUUCUGAAAGGUUAUGCAAAAUGUAUCAAUAGUCUUUGCUACAGGUUAUUUGUAAUUAUCAAAAGCUUCCAUCCAUCUUUGUGGGCAUUGACACUGGAACUGUUUUUAAAUGAAAGUUAGGACUAUACGUGGAUAAUUAGUGCCGGCCCUUACAAGUCACAUGACAAAGUACUGAUUUUUUAACUUGUUAGAGUUUGUAACAUCAGUGUAUGUCUAAUGAAUGUGUAAAAAUUUGAUUACAUCUAGUCAGAGAUAUAUUUUGUGAUUGGCAGAUGGUGUUUGCCCAGCUGUAAUUAUGUCAGUUAUAUGGGGUGCACAUUAUUAUGGAAAAUUAAAAUACAAUAUUUAUAGUGUU